Trematomus bernacchii (emerald rockcod) is the source of this 4787-nucleotide messenger RNA. RefSeq names its product cyclin-dependent kinase 6 (gene cdk6). The transcript has 7 exons. Gene Ontology annotation, molecular function: cyclin-dependent protein serine/threonine kinase activity; cyclin binding; ATP binding. Lineage: Eukaryota; Metazoa; Chordata; Actinopteri; Perciformes; Nototheniidae. Gene Ontology annotation, cellular component: cytoplasm; nucleus; cyclin-dependent protein kinase holoenzyme complex. Gene Ontology annotation, biological process: signal transduction; G1/S transition of mitotic cell cycle; protein phosphorylation. The record is from RefSeq and is a predicted model, not a curated record. The coding region runs from base 927 to 1904 and encodes 325 amino acids.
UGGGGGAUAUUUAAGCCGAAUUGUGUGCCAAAAUGUUUUUAAUCAGGCUAGAAAUGUUGCAUUACAAUCCAAUAUCAUUUUAGUAACUGAAAAGAGCAUUUCCCUGGCUUGCUAGUAUUUAAAUGAGCAUUUUUGGGUCCACGCACAAAUAAAUUAGAAACAAUUAGAGGGGGCUUUCCACGCUAAUGAAAACACCUUUAAAACUCUGCUAAUGCAUUGUUUUACACGUUAACAACGACUUGUGGUUUAAAACGAAAGAUUUAAAGUGUUUUAAAGGACUGUUGCUGUAGGAAGUCCAGACAAUGCAAUCACUAGACAGCCACGUGCUCGCAAAAGUUUGUGUCGCCUGAAACAGAAACUUUGAUAAAGCAGGACACGAUAGGCUAAACUCUUGUUUUUAUAACAACUAAACACAGCUUCGUUUGUUAGGUUUGUGCUCUUGUUUGUGUGUUCUCUUUAAAUGCUUAAUUUCCCUUAACAAAGUGAGAGAGCCCACAUGAACUGUAACAGCGUUGCAUGUGCGGUUAUUUCUGAAUGCGUGUUUAUUUGGUGCAAAACUAUCUCAAACAACGUGGUUAAAUGUGGCUAAUUUGAAUUAUUUUACAUUACUUUGUGUAAGUGGUAGGAGGACAUGAGUUUCAAUGCGUAACAGGAGGAGGAGUGAAGUUGGGACGCAAACGGGGCUCUUGUGUUGAUAGUCGGAAUAAAACAUGAUGACAGUCCUGUUAAUGCGUACCUGGAGCCCAGUUUGACCAAAACUGACAAAGAUGGUGUCUUCCUCCAUCUGUGUCUCCCUGUCAUCUAGGCAUUGCAUGUGCCAACUUUUUUCUGUGAAUAUGCCUUUGUGAGAAACUCUCCGUCUCGUCACCCUCGCCGGGAUUCCCCUCAAUAUUUUCACCGAGAGACGAGAAAAAAAAUCAGCAAAAAUGGACAAAGAAGGAGCUGGUACUCAAUAUGAACCCGUGGCCGAGAUUGGAGAAGGCGCUUAUGGGAAAGUGUACAAGGCGAGAGAUUUGAAGAACGGGGGACGCUUUGUAGCCCUAAAAAGAGUCCGGGUCCAGACGGCGGAAGAGGGGAUGCCUCUCUCUACCAUCCGGGAGGUGGCGGUACUGAGGCAGCUGGAAGCCUUUGAGCACCCCAAUGUUGUCAGGUUGUUCGAUGUGUGUACAGUCUCUCGGACUGACCGAGAAACCAAGCUCACGCUGGUCUUUGAGCAUGUGGAUCAGGACCUGACCACCUACCUGGAGAAGGCCCCUGACCCCGGAGUACCGCCUGAGACCAUCAAGGAUAUGAUGUACCAGCUGCUCCAGGGGCUGGACUUCCUGCACUCGCAUCGCGUGGUUCACCGUGACCUGAAGCCCCAGAACAUCCUGGUCACCAGCGGAGGUCAGAUCAAACUGGCCGACUUUGGUCUCGCCCGCAUCUACAGCUUCCAGAUGGCCCUCACCUCUGUGGUGGUGACGCUGUGGUACAGAGCCCCGGAGGUGCUGCUUCAGUCCAGUUACGCCACACCAGUGGAUCUGUGGAGUGUCGGCUGCAUCUUUGCUGAGAUGUUCAGGAGAAGGCCGCUAUUUCGAGGAAACUCAGAUGUUGAUCAGCUGGGAAAGAUUUUUGAUGUUGUUGGGGUCCCUUCAGUAGAGGACUGGCCCCAGGAAGUGGCCCUACCACAGAGUGCCUUCACCCCCCGGCCCCCGAAGCAAUUGGAGGACUUGGUUCCAGAUAUGGACGAGCAAGGGCAGGCCCUCUUGAUGCAAUUCCUCGCCUUCAACCCCUCCAGGAGGAUAUCAGCGUUUGCUGCGCUCAGCCACCCCUACUUCCAAAGUGUGGACAGCCACAGUAGGAGUGUGUACGCAGCCCAGCCCAUCCCCCCCAACAAGCCCACUAUGGAGGAGCGGACUGCCUGAUGGUCCUCCUUCGCUCUUAAUCAUCCCAUACAGUGUCUAUAAAAAGUAUUUUGCAAACCCUGCUUUGGAGUUUAUUCAUGUUUCUAUUUUUACAGCAUUAAAUCAUAGUGUGUUGAUUAAGCUUUUUUGACACUGAUUGACAUUUAGGAGUAUGCUUUAGGAGUAUUAGCGAAACAAAUGUACAAAAUGGAGGUCAUUUUGGUACAAAUAGAUUAAAGUGAUUGAUACAGAGGCAUGUAGAUGCACCUUUUGCAUUUAUAGCCUUGAGUCUAUCUGGUUAAAUCUUUUUUGCCAAAGUCCUCAAGCUCAGUCAGAGUAAAAUAGUAGCUUUAUAGUUCUGCAGCGAAUUCUAUCUGGAUUGUGAUUUAGCCACUUGGUUGAAGUCCUUCUAGAGAUAGUUCUUUGCUGAUUUUAAAGGUUAUGUUUUUUAGGUUGCUGUCCUGCUACAACAAUUGCAAUUGCUACAACAUGGAAUUACAAACACCAGGCUUUGCAUUGCAUGUUGUUAGUCAUAUAGCUAGAUUUUGGUGACAUCCCACCAGUCUUCUUUUACUUCUACAUGUCUUAGGGCAAAUGAAGGUGGAAAUGUCAUAUCAUUUCUCAACAGUGGCCUUCUCUUUGCCAGUUCACCAUAAAGCUAGAAAACCACUAAGGUGGCAGUUGCCAAAGGCGUAAAAUCUGAGUAUGAACUGAUUUGCACUACAUAUUCAAGUGCCUUCAUAUUUCACAUAUUUCCUUCCAUUGAUUAGUAAUUUCAAUAAACUUGCUUUUGUAGUCUAGUUUAUGCCACUUGUUGGGCCAUGCAAAUACAGACAUUUUGUUAUGACAAUCUGUGUCAAAAAAGCUUAACUAUGAUUUUGUGUUGUACAAAACAAAACACGAAAAAUGUCAGGGGGCAAAUACUUUUUUUUUUUUUAAGUCAAUAUACAAAGCUGUAGUAUUCCUACAGAGAGUGUAAAGAAAAUGACACCAAUACUCUCGCCAUUGAAAGAAAAUGCACAAAAGCUAUCCUCCUUCCAUUAACUGAUGGAUUGUAAUUGCUGCUUUUAGGUUAUUAAAUGUUGAUGAUCGACUGUGUUGACAAUGCAAAGACUUGCAUGUCAGAUGUACUGGUAGAUGGAGGCCAUGAAGUGGAGGCCUUAUUAUGACCAGUGUUCAAUAAGCCCUCUUGACUGGGGGACCGGACCACAGAGGAGUUAUGGUGGACAACAUGACUCUCACCUGCCUUUACCAUUAACUCUGUGUAUGUGCUUGAGCAGAUACACAGUACACUCACAGAUACAUACACAACAUUUAGUGUGUGCACUACCACUGACGUUAGCACACUCAUGUACACAGAUCCCUAUAGCAACAUUAUUGGGCAUCACAAGCCAGCCACUCACUGCCAAGUCGUGUCCAUAGACUGUAUAAAAUAGGUUAUCUUAUCAUUCCAGUCCUACAUGUAUUAUAAUACUGCAACCUUGAGGAUGUCCUUGGUAACUGCAGACCAGUAGCGGGAUUCUAAUGGUUUCUGCACUCUUCAAGGAGCUCAUCGUAAUGGGCUGAUAUCAGUGCUGAGACAAUGAUGAAAAAAAACCUAAUGUACACGCUCCUGCCACCAACAGGCAUGCAAUAGGUGGACAAAGUCCCACCAGCACUAUUCCAACAUGAAUACAUUUGGCACAGAAUAGAGUCGCCAAUAUUCUGUAUUUAAUUGUAAUGUUAUAUGCUUGUUUUCAUCAAGUUGUUACUUGAUUCUUUUUUUCAAUGAUGCUGGGGCAUACAAUAUUCUUACACCAAUUAUACCAACUCUUUAGACAAUUAUAGAAUUUGUGUAAGAAUAGUUUUACAAUGUAAGGAAUGUGUAAAGGAUAGGCAUUGGUACUGAACUUUAUAGAUUGUUAAGUACACGCUGUAAUGAUAGAAAGCUUUGGAUACGUGCCCAUAGAUAUGUCGUAAAAAUGGAUAGAUGUAAGGUAGCGAUGGGUCAGUGGAAGGUUGUUUGGCAGGAGUAUUUUUGUCUAUUGGAAAUAAUUGGUGGGCUCUGUGGGUGCUUAUUAAAUGCAUUUGCCUUGGAUCCAGAGCUGUGAGUUUUACAGUGGUUUGAAAAUGAAAUAAUGCACGAAUAUUUUGUGUACAGUUUUCCCUUUUUUUAAAGUCAUGUCCACAUAUAUUCAAAAUCAGUUUGUUUUUUUUACCAGCGAAAAAAGCAAGUUAUGCAGAGUUGUAUUUUUGUAUUUAGUAGUUCUUGCAGAACAGUAACAUUUUAACACUGGUUUAUGUUUUCUUAACAGGUAGUGCUGCUAGCACACACACACAGACACACUCUUUCUCAGGUUCUUGGUAUUUUCGUCCAAACCUUUUGGGCACAGUUUGCACAUCCCUUGGCUACUCAUUUACAACAUCAUAACACAUUCAGGUUUUCUUCAAGCUGUUCCAUGAUCAUUUCAUUGAUCAUACUCUACUGCCAUUUCUAUUUAUCAAAUAUAUGUUACUGUAGUCAUUACUGUCUGAGGAUAACUGCCUGUAUCGACUGGUUUUGCCAGCAACUUUUAAUUGCUAAAUGGCGAACACAAUGUAGGUUCAUGUUUGUCUGCUUGAUUAAGCACUGUGUGAUUUUAUUUUUAAAUGUCAUAACAACUCACAUCUGAUGUCAGUGGUGUGUUCAAUGUAAUGAAAGCUAUAAAUAUAAUUUUUUUUCAAAUGACUUAAUACAUUUCAAAACUGAACUCUGUUGUUGAUCCAUCAUAUAACUCAAAUUAAACUGUGUCACAUUUGUUUCUAUCAUAAUGGAAAUGGUUACUAGGAACAACACAAUCAUGGCAUUAUACUUGUGUAUGAAUGCAGGCAUUGGUGUCUUAUUAUUGUGUUGCACCAGUUGAAUAAAAAGCAGCUUUUUGUGAA